Drosophila eugracilis is the source of this 1595-nucleotide messenger RNA. RefSeq names its product tRNA methyltransferase 10 homolog A. Gene Ontology annotation, molecular function: tRNA binding. Gene Ontology annotation, biological process: tRNA N1-guanine methylation. The transcript has 2 exons. Bases 85 to 1050 code for a protein of 321 amino acids. The record is from RefSeq and is a predicted model, not a curated record. NCBI's taxonomy places the organism in Eukaryota, Metazoa, Arthropoda, Insecta, Diptera, Drosophilidae. Gene Ontology annotation, cellular component: nucleus; nucleoplasm.
CGCGGCAUGCUGAAAACACUGUCAAGUCAGCUGUUUCAGAUGAGAUAUUAGAACUUCUUAAAAUUCUAUUUACAAGAAUAAUUAAUGAACAUGGCGGAUAGUCCACUGCAGGAGGUGCCUCAGGCGGUGCUCAGCUUGACCAAUUGCCCGGGAACUACACCUGGUACACCGCUAAGCAAAAAUCAGCUGAAAAAGCAACGCAAGCUGCAGGAGUUUGCUGAACUCCGAAAGUUACGACGCGAAAGGGAGCGUGAGAAGAAAAAGCAGAAGCGUCGAGAGGCCAAGGCGCAGGGUCUGCCAAUCCGGAAAGGACCUUCCCGCAAGGAGCUAAAAAAACGCCAGGCGGACGGCGAAGAUUCCGGAAUUUCCGUUGCUAUUGAUCUGAACUACGACGAUCUGAUGCAGGAGCGGGAUAUUGCUAAAUGCGUGAAACAAUGCCUUAGAAUCUACACCAUCAAUCGACGAAGUGCAAAGCCAAGUAAGCUCCACUUCACGGGAAUUCGGCGUAACGGACACAUCCACGAGUCUUUUAAAAAGAACGACGGCUGGGAGAACUGGAACGUGGAGUACCACUUUGAUCGUUCGCACUCCGACGUCUUUGACACCAGUCAACUAGUGUACCUUACCUGCGAGUCGGACCAAGUACUAGACAAACUACUGCCCAGCUGCACCUAUGUCAUCGGCGGCCUGGUAGACCACAAUCACUUUAAAGGGCUGUGCCACUCGAGGGCCACGAAAUCGGGCAUAGCCACCGCCCGCCUGCCGCUCAGUGAGCACGUGGACAUGAAGACAAGGGCCGUACUCAGUACCUACCAUGUCUUUGAGCUACUGACCAAAGUUGCUGCAGGACAGGAUUGGACCUCGGCCAUUUUGGAUACGAUUCCCACACGUAAGGGUGCAAAGGCGAAAAACACCAAUAGAAAGGAGACGAAAGAUCAGGAUGGCGAGCCGUCUCAAAUCCUAAGGCAGACGGAUGAUAAACUGGAAGCUUUUCCAAACGAACUAGGCACUAAAAAAUCAGAAACUGAAACUCAGUCCUUAGACAGUUGACAACAGUUGAGAUCGCCAUUCGAGGUCUUCUUGAUUUUUAUUUUAGUUUCUUUUGUUUUUACAAAAUCACAUUUAGUUUUGUUUUGCAAAUUUAAUUACAACUUAAAAUACAUAACGCAAAUAAUAAGAACACAAAAAAAAAGUGAAUUUCAUGUUUCAGUUAUGCAAUACAACGUACAGUGGUGGUCGGCGACGGGCGUCGUGAGUGAAACGAUAGCGUCUUCUAACUUGUAUUUAUUUUAUUUUAAUUUGUGCACGUUAUAUGGCAUAUGAAUCGAAGGAUAUAGCACCGAUAUAUAUCUUCAUAUUUUUGAUUUUUUUUUGUUUUUAUACUUUACUUUUAAUUUGGAUUCAGAUUAAGUAGCUUGACGCCCUCACAGCGACAGCUCUAUGAGCCAUUCAUAUAGGUGAGUGUUUCUACAAUAUAUGUACAUGUUGCAUGUCGUCGCUCGUUAUUGUUUCUGUGGUCUGUGUACAAACACAACAGGAGAAAUAUAAACUAGAGCCAUACAGUAAAACAGGAAUAAGCAUAACGUAAUAUAAAA